Messenger RNA from Aureobasidium vineae, 1168 nucleotides. The record is from the annotation of a GenBank genome assembly. Lineage: Eukaryota; Fungi; Ascomycota; Dothideomycetes; Dothideales; Saccotheciaceae.
CUGGUUGGUAUAUCCUGCCCAACGUAAGUCCUCGCUCAUAAUUCUUUCUCUUCCAAUAUCCAAUCCACGAAACAUCAAUAUGGACGAGUAUCCCUUUGAAGAAAUCGAGUCAUUGGGUUCAAACAUAGUAUAUUCAUUGUGCUCGAGAUUCGGAUUCUAUCUUUUGACAUUGUCAGACUUUUUUCUAGUGACAGGAUGGGCCCAAUCAAUCUUCUAUGCCGUGUGGAUACGCGCAGGUGACCCCAGACCUCAACCCGGAACCAGGACUUUUGUACAGCACCGCAGGAGAAUCAACAUUAUAGUCAUUGUGGCCUACCUCCUCUACACAAUCUACGAAGCCGAUUUCCAACUCCGCGUAGCAGGAAACCUAUACCAAGACCUCGGCGUGGGACUNCGAGUCGACGACAGAGGAAUCAACAGCCGAUUCAGAAGAUUCGCCGCAGAAUCCUACUACGUCCACCUAAAACUCUGCCGCGACAUUCUCAUCGACCCAACAAAGCGCUUCGCCUACGACCGCCUCGGCCCCGAAACCCUCUUCUGGCAAAAAGCAACCACGAUCCCUGAUUACCUCUCCAUAGGCCUACGCAACCUUUCCAUCUACUACACCGGCACUGCAGGCGUGUUGACUUUUCUUGGUUUCCUCGGCUACAUCAAGCAAGCCGCGUUUUGGAGAUUUUUGGCGUUGGCGGCGUUGGAUGUGUUUGAAGUGCAUUGUUUGACCAGCACACAGUUUCCUCGCUUGUUGACGCAGCUGGUGAAUCCAGUGUUUGGAGUUAUACCAACUCAUCCGCCAUUCUUGCCUUUCCAACUUGUUUCCUUGCUCAGGAAAUUGGUCUUGACGGCUUUCAUCGCAUUCUCGCAGAUUGGGCCUUUAUUGGCUUCUCCAGAGGCGGCCGCUGCUGCGAACACGGAGGAACAGGUUUCUCAGCAGCAGUUGCAGAGAUUGGGAGCUUUGGGGCAGGCGCUGGAGAAUGAAGCUAAUAUGCUCAUGGGGUUGGAGAUGACGCCGUUUGCAAAUGAUGAGGCUGCAAUGAGAGAGAUGAGGGGUAGGAUGAAGAGGUUNUUGGUCGACAAUACUGUGAGGAGUAAUGUGGAGGUGAGAAAUGCCAUGGGUGAGGCUAUUGCCAGGAGGAGGCAGGGUGUGCCGCAUGGUGCUGUCGGUGCUAGA